CUCUCCUUACACACACAGGGUCUGUCUCUCUACACACACAGGGUCUGUCUCUCCUUACACACAUUUUUAUUACAGGCCAGAUAAUGACAUGACAUUUAGAUUAGGUUCUGCACAUUCACCUCUAUACACAACACUUUAAAACGCUUCAGUAACGGGUUGGUUUGCUUUAGUUAGUCAAAAAUGCCCUUGAGGUUUAAUCAUUGUCUCAACUGCCCGCAUUACUGACGUUUUAAAGGAAGAUAUUUUAGGGUUAAUGAAGUGUAAUUCCACUGUUGGCCUGCAGAGGGAGACACACAACUAUAAACGGACCACGUCAGACAUUUUUAAAGAGCCCAUUUAUCUGAUAUAAACUUUAAAGAUGAAUAUUUAAUUAACUGUACAUAACCGUCUACAAGGAUCUUUAGGUAAUCUCUAUCCUAUUCAAAUAAUCUUGACAGUCUCUGUCUGCAUGUACUGUGAUUUGCUUUAUAAACGCAGUUAUAACGUGUAUUGUCACCGAUUAUUACUGCACAGAGUUCACCGAUGUGUCUGCCGCGGUUCUCAGCCUCGCGCUGUAGAUCAGUACAUCAGGCAGGGGCCUACGGGCGCGCGGGUAGCAGCUCCCCGGCGCGCGCUCUCUCUCUCCCCCUCCAUCCCUCUGUAGUUCAAAAACGAACUAGCCAGAUUAACUUGUUUGAAUUAAACCCAUAAACAGUUUUCUUUGUAUAGUUGUUUGCUCGGUAGUUUAGUGUUGUAAGUAUAGCAUGGAAGCACGCGGUUUCCGAGAGGACCGUGGUGCAGAGCGCGCAGAUCUGACCUUCAACCACCCAAAAUGGAGCCCAGGAGAGGAAUCCGGACUGGCCUCUGGAAAGCGGACUACCCCAUGUCCUCAUACAAACCGAGUCACGUUUCUGUGUCAUGCUGUUAAAAAUGAAAGCAAAGCAUCUCCUCUGAGCAGGGUUUGCAGCUCGGAGAAUAACUAUGGUACCGAGAAUGUCUGUUCAGGUGCUGGUCCGUGCUUUAAAGAGUCUCAGCACACCUGCCGUCUGGAAAUGGACAGCAGCGCGCGGGCCAGGCGCCCACGGUACCAUCUCCGCUCCGGUUGCGGCGGCGCGCGUUGCUUCACACGCACGUGAUGGCUAUCGGGACCCUUUAGAUUUGUUGUUUGCGUACAGAUGGUUUACUGAAGUUGUAAAAAGAACUUUUAUUCCAGUUAAAGAAUCAUGUAGAAACCAGUCAGGCAUGAGUGAAGAGCAGAUCACGAGACUCGAUCAUUUCGGAGUUUAAAAGGGGACCCGCGUGCCUUGUGAAACUUAGCGGAGAUUGUGUUCGGCUGCGUAUUACGUGACAGUUUGAGGAGUCGCAAAAUGUGUCAUUUGUUUUAGAUUUUUCCUGCGCCGGCUGGAAAUGUGAAAACCACGUGAGAGGAAUGUGCGAUGACGGCGUCCGACGGAGCGCGAGCGUACUCGCGCACCUCGCGCUCCCAGCGCGCUGACAUGCACAUCGCACGGUAGCGCAGCUCUCUAGAACCGGACAAGCGCGAGCAUUCCUGCAUGUGACCACCAGCUGCGCGUCGUUGCGUCUUUCGGGUUCUUCCUUCCUUUCACCUGCUCGGUUCACGCGCCAUGGCUUGGCCGUGCAUCAGCAGAGUGUGCUGCUUGGCUCGGUUCUGGAACGAGUUCGACAAAUCGGAUCUGUCCGUUCCGCUGACCAUCCAGAACUACUCGGACAUCUCGGAGCAUGAGGUUCGCUCCGUCACCAAGCACGUUAUCGCGGAACGAGCACCGAGCAGCGACUCUGUGAGCGCGCCGCAGGACGGUGGCGGCGCACGCCCGUGUCGUGGUCGGCCUCGUGAAGACUACCGCCCUCCGGGAGUGCCGUUCCCGAGCGUCACACAGUACAAGCAGGAUUAUAAACCAUGGCCUAUUCCCAAGAAAGACAACUUUCCCUGGAUUAGUAACGGCGGCAGUGCAAGCGGCGCUCACGCGCCCAGCCCGGGCAACAGUUCUUACAGUGGCAGGAGAGCGGAAAAAGAGGAGCGCGUGAGCCAGCAGAAGCACGCGGAGGAGACUGUGGAUGUGACCAGCACGAGCUCGUACAGACAGGAGUUCCGGCCCUGGGCAGGAGUCCGGCCACCGAGGCCUGCCCAGAAGAAGCCUGCGUUCCUGGGCACGGGCAGCAGCGUGCUCCCUCCUGAGACAAGCUACCGGGCGGCCUUCAGCGCGGACGCGCACAGGCCUCUGGACGACGCGGCCCACGCUCAGCACGGCAGCCACGCCGAGCCAGGGGGCAGGACCGAGGAGCAGCUGACGAGGUCCAAGUCUCCGAACCCGUCAGCCGUGUUCCAGAGCAGAUCCCGGAUCUUCAACGUAUGAACCGGAGGUUCAACGUGAGAGCACUUCUGAGUGAAAACAUGGCCGUAACGCCACGAAAGGAUUCUACAUUACCCCAAUGCACAUGCCACAAGCACCUCAGCCAGCUUCAAGGGAACAUCUCCAAAGAUACAGCACAGAGAACUGCAGUGCCACAGGAAAAUCUAAGGGGUCAUCUGAAAAUGACACAAGGUGUUGUAAAGUGAACAGGGCACGCUACACUGAAGCUGGAAGUGAUAUGAGCAGAGUGGGAACAGGAUUGGGCCUCUGCUUUUCCAAACCAUUCCGUAGUGGCGCCUGCGUGGAAUACCAGGAGGAGAAUUGCAGGAAGAGCACUAUUUGGUAGGGGGGAAAUCUGUGCAAGAAAACAUCCGUGUAGUGCAUGUGCGUAAUAUUACGGAGUCGCAUCCGUACUAGUUUGACGGGUGAGAUAAAAGGGAGGUAACAAAUCCUGCUAAUUGAUCUGACUCCAGGGGGAGACUCAGUUAUGCAUGUUUGUCAUUUAAACAAGCUUUUUAACUAGUGUACUGAGAGAAAUUAAACAUCUAACCGAUUGCUUCUGAGUGACAGUGAGUGUGUGUGAGGCUGGAAUAAUCUGGGGUUUGAGUUUGAAGUCUAGGUUACGUUAACUGUUUUAGGGUUAGUUCUUGAGCCCCUGAGAUCUCAUCCGUGUGCGUCUAACUCUGAUACUGACCCAUUUAUUAAACAAACAUCUACUGCGUGGAAUUAUAUUUUAUUUUUAUUAGUAAACAAGUAACAGUAUUGUACCAUUGUUAAUUCACCUUGUAAAUUUGAUCUUGUUAGAAAUUAAAAAGUAGAGGAUGUUGAAAUAAAAACGUUAAGUUCUUAAAAUUGUGCCUCAUGAUGUAUUUCUGGGUGAAAAAGUCAUCAGCCAAUAUGUAACCCACAGAAACCCACAUCCACAGGAACCAGUUUGAGAUGGAGAUGUUUGCUAAGGUGGGUCUCUGGUCUCUAAGAAAUAACUGAAUGGCUGAUACAAUAAUAAACUACUGGUGAAGGAUGAAGUCACUGGAAUCGUUCUGUCCGCUGCACUGGUUUGUUCAAUACCAUUAGGGCUCCUACUGGGAGGACAGGACAAUUUAUUAUAGAUGAACGAUACUUUAACCAGAGGGACAGAGCAAGCCUGAGUGUGUGUGUGUUAUGUAAGCUCUCUGGAGUUUAAACACAGAUACACUGAGUGUGUGUGUGUUAUGUAAGCUUUCUGGAGUUUAAACACAGAUUCACUGAGUGUAUGCGUGUUAUGUAAGCUUUCUGGAGUUUGAACAGAUUCACUGAGUGUAUGUGUGUUAUGUAAGCUUUCUGGAGUUUAAACAGAUUCACUGAGUGUAUGCGUGUUAUGUGAGCUUUCUGGAGUUUAAACACAGAUUCACUGAGUGUGUAUGCGUGUUAUGUAAGCUUUCUGGAGUUUAAACACAGAUUCACUGAGUGUGUAUGCGUGUUAUGUGAGCUUUCUGGAGUUUAAACACAGAUUCACUGAGUGUGUAUGCGUGUUAUGUAAGCUUUCUGGAGUUUAAACAGAUUCACUGAGUGUGUAUGCGUGUUAUGUAAGCUCUCUGGAGUUUAAACAGAUUCACUGAGUGUGUAUGCAUGUUAUGUAAGCUCUCUGGAGUUUAAACAGAUUCACUGACAGAGCAGAACUACCAACCUGAACACUGCAAUUAAAUCUGUUAUUCAUCCGACCCAAAUAAAGUGUUGAAAACACGUCAACAGUGAAGGGUGUUGCCUGUUUCAAGUCUGAUAACUAUGACUGAUGUCUGAUUAUUCUGACGGCUGUCAAGGGCACAAAAAAGCCAAAAAUUGCAAAUGUCAUCUGCUAAUAGUGAUGAUAAGAGGAAGAGUUUUAUCAGACCAUGUCUGAUGUCUGUUCCAUUCUGGUUGCACUCUUCAACCCUCUCACAGAGCAGGGAGGAUGAGGAAGAAAUAUGAGGACAUCUGA
Messenger RNA from Electrophorus electricus (electric eel), 4308 nucleotides. RefSeq names its product MAP6 domain containing 1 (gene map6d1). NCBI's taxonomy places the organism in Eukaryota, Metazoa, Chordata, Actinopteri, Gymnotiformes, Gymnotidae. Gene Ontology annotation, cellular component: microtubule; cis-Golgi network; Golgi-associated vesicle. The record is from RefSeq and is a predicted model, not a curated record. Gene Ontology annotation, molecular function: calmodulin binding; microtubule binding. Gene Ontology annotation, biological process: regulation of microtubule cytoskeleton organization; microtubule cytoskeleton organization; cytoskeleton-dependent intracellular transport.